This is a messenger RNA of Podarcis raffonei (Aeolian wall lizard), 2928 nucleotides long. RefSeq names its product mitochondrial intermediate peptidase (gene MIPEP). Gene Ontology annotation, cellular component: mitochondrion. The transcript is spliced from 20 exons. Gene Ontology annotation, molecular function: metalloendopeptidase activity. The record is from RefSeq and is a predicted model, not a curated record. NCBI's taxonomy places the organism in Eukaryota, Metazoa, Chordata, Lepidosauria, Squamata, Lacertidae. Gene Ontology annotation, biological process: peptide metabolic process. The coding region runs from base 263 to 2389 and encodes 708 amino acids.
CACGGAAAGCCGAAGCGCCACCUGGCUGGGAAAUCCCUCUUGCCGCCACACCGGGGCGAAUGUCUGCCUCCAGGAAGCGAGAGGGGAGGCGACGAAGCUCCUCCUCACGGCCCGGCCGCGUAAGAGGUCGCCGCCGGAACCAGGAACAAGCGAGGCCGAGGCACUCUAGCGGCCUGGUCGGCGUGUAGCGAAAGCAGCUUUUCCCCUUCAAGAAAAAGAGUACAGGCCGAGCAGGCAGGCGGGGAGGCCGGCCGGUGCCGCCAUGCUGGCCGGCUGCGGUCGUGUGGCGCGGUCUGCCGCGACCGGCCUGAGGUGGGGCCCGCCCGGCCGGGCCGGCUGCUCCGCUCCCCAGAGAUGGGUCAGCACCAGCUGGUCCCCGGUGGGCGCUGCCUUUAACGCUCAGCAGCAGCACCGGCGGGAGCUGGGGAAGAAAACGGGUCUGUUUGGUGUACCAGAGUUGAGUUGUCCAGAAGGAUUUCAAGAAGCUCAAGAAAAAUCACUGCAAGAAACAGAACGGCUAGUACAAAAAGCAUGUACUACACCGCCUGGGAAGGAGAUAGUCAUGAUCUUUGAUCAGCUCUCAGAUGCUUUGUGUAGAGUAGCAGAUCUGGCUGACUUUGUGAAAAUUGCCCAUCCAGAUUUUGCUUUCAGAGAGGCUGCUGAGGAAGCCUGCAGAAGCAUUGGCACUAUGGUAGAAAAAUUAAAUACAGAUGUAGAUUUGUGCCAAAGUCUAAGAAAGUUGUUGGCUGAUAAAGGUGUAAUGGCGUCCCUUGAUCCAGAAACAAGGCGAGUAGCAGAACUUUUCAUGUUUGAUUUUGAGAUCAGUGGUAUUCAUUUGGAUGAAGAAAAGCGAAGAAGAGCAGUAAAUCUCAAUGUCAAAAUAUUGGAUUUGUGUAAUGAAUUUCUCAUAGGAUCUCAUCUUCCAAACAAGGUUGACAAGCACAUUUUACCAGAACACAUUCGGCAUCAUUUUGCAGUUGAAGGCAAUUAUGCCCAAAUCAGUGGUCUCAGUGCUGAUAGUCCUGAUGAUCUGGUACGUGAAGUUGCCUACAAGGUUUUCCUGUACCCAAAUGCUCAGCAAUUACACUGUUUAGAGGAACUUCUUACCAGCAGAAACCUUCUGGCCCAGUUAGUAGGAUAUGAUACAUUUGCUCAUCGGGCUCUUCAGGGGACAAUGGCCAAAACUCCAGAGAAAGUAAUGCAAUUUCUUGAGAAGCUUUCAGAUAAGUUAUUCAGUCGUACUCUAAAGGAUUUUGAAAUGAUGAAAGGCAUGAAAAUGAAACUAAAUCCUAUAAAAUCAAAAUUGAUGCCUUGGGAUCAUCCAUACCACAGUGGUGUCCUGCGUGCUGAGAGGUAUAAUAUUGAACCCAGCCUGUAUUGCCCCUUUUUCUCUCUUGGAGCAUGUAUGGAAGGCCUGAACAUCUUGUUCAAUAAACUCUUAGGGAUCUCUCUUUAUGCUGAACAGACCGUGAAGGGAGAGGUGUGGUGUGAGGAUGUUCGCAAACUGGCAGUUGUCCAUGAACAAGAAGGAUUAUUGGGAUACAUCUAUUGUGAUUUUUUUCAAAGACCAGACAAGCCUUAUCAGGAUUGCCACUUUACGAUACGUGGAGGCAGACUAAAAGAAAAUGGAGAAUACCAGCUUCCUGUUGUUGUCCUUAUGCUAAGUUUGCCCCAUUCCACUAGUAGUUCACCAACAUUGCUUACUCCUGGGAUGAUGGAGAAUCUCUUCCAUGAAAUGGGACAUGCCAUGCAUUCUAUGCUGGGAAGGACUCAAUACCAACAUGUCACUGGGACAAGAUGUUCUACAGACUUUGCUGAAGUUCCCUCUAUCUUGAUGGAGUAUUUUGCAAAUGAUUAUCGAGUGGUGAACCAAUUUGCAAGGCACUAUAAAACGGGUCAGCCAUUGCCCAAACAUAUGGUGUCAAGACUCUGCGAAUCUAAGAAAGUUUGUGCUGCUGCCGACAUGCAGCUUCAGAUCUUUUAUGCUGUCUUGGACCAAAUAUACCAUGGGAAACAUCCUCUAGAGAAGUCAACCACAGAGAUUUUGAAGGAAACUCAAGAGAAAUUCUAUGGAUUGCCAUACGUUCCUAAUACUGCUUGGCAACUCAGAUUCAACCAUCUUGUGGGCUAUGGGGCCAAGUAUUAUUCCUACCUUAUGUCCAGGGCUGUCGCAUCCAUGGUUUGGAGACAAUGUUUCGUACAGGAUCCCUUCGACAGGGCAAUGGGUGAACGUUACCGUAGAGAAAUGCUAGCACAUGGUGGAGGAAAAGAACCCAUGCUCAUGGUUCAAGGUAUGCUUCAGAAACGUCCGUCAGUGGAAGACUUUGUGGAUGCCCUUGUUUCAGACUUGGAUCAGGAUUUUGAAACGUUCUUCAUGGAUUCUGAAUAGCAAGAGAAGAAAAUUAAGCUUUCCGGUGAAGAAUUUUGAAAAAGGCGUGUACCAUCAACAGUGUACACAGAACUCUUGUGGGUUGCAUUGCUGCAUCCUCAUGAGUGCUUGGGUAAAAUAAAUGAUUUACCUGAAGAGCAGGAUGUUUUUUCAUUACGGAUAGAUCGUCAUAGCCAAGGCUUUGAAACAGGUAUGCUUUGCAUUCCUGUUAACCUAUUUGAAAACAUAUUCUUAUAUGAACACGUGACAGCUGAUAGGCCAGGGUUACCAAUAGCAUAGGACAGCCUUAUGUAGGUACUAACGGCAUGUGCUGUAAUGGGCAUGGCCACUGGGUGCCCAUGGAGAAGUGCCCAAUGGGUACUAUCCCACACCCUUCUGUGAGUUCACUGAAUGCACUGGAAGGGUGUUGGUACAAACCUCUUAUGUGAUUACACUGGAAGCCUCUUUUGUCUGUUUACCCAUGAUUUUAAACUAACAGAAAGCAAGUAACAUUUGCAAAUGGGAAGUGAAGAAUUGCCAGCCAGUCAGAAGAAAAGAGG